GUGAGUCAAUCUCCUAAUUUGCACCUGAGCCAAAGUCAAAAGCCAAAAGAAUUAAAAUACGUUGUGUGUAGUUAAUCGGUUGCGAUAGCGAUUGUUAACAGAAUAGUUGAAAAUUGAAGGUGUUGGCUUCUAAAAAUAUAUAAUUUUAAAUUGGCAACUGUUUUUCGCAAUAUAUAAAGUUUGCAAUCCACAUUGAAAGUUUUUACGUUGAAAUUCAACCAAUACCAAGAUGGCUUACCAACCGAUCGUCAACCCUGCAGUGCCUUACGUAGGCGAAGUUGAAGGAGGUUUAAUUUCUGGAAAAAUGGUUAGAGUUCAAGGUCAAGUGCCUGCUGAUUCUACUUUCUUUGCUAUCAAUUACCAAUUAGGCCCUAGUUUGAAUCCAAGAGAUGAUGUUGCAUUACAUAUCUCUCCAAGAUUUAAAGAAGGAAUCAUCAUUAGAAAUCACAUUCAAUCCAUGACUUGGGGUCCUGAAGAGAGUGAUGGAUCAAUGUGUCUGCAGUGUGGCACACCUUUUGAAAUUGUUAUAUUCUGUGAAUAUCAAUGCUAUAAAAUUGCAGUUAAUGGAAGACAUUUUGCUGAAUUCACUCAUAGGUUGCCUUAUAAUAAAGUCACUCAUUUGGUAAUUGAUGGUCAAGUAGAAAUAACCUCUAUAUUCUAUGAAACUGUUUCCAUUCCAAAACCUUCAGCUCCUAUACCCGAUGAUCCCAUUGAUAUUGGUCCACCAGCACCUGGUGGUUUAUAUCCUACCUUGAAUACACCAGAUAAACAGAAGUCACCAAUGAAUACAAAUGAUUCGAAACAUAAACAGUAUGAUCAUAUCUAUCAAGCCAGAUCUCCGAAAUCGGAUGAAAAAGUAUUUUCUGGUUUGGAUAAGGUAAGCUUAGCAGUUGGAGGACUUGUAGUAGCAGGAAGUGUAGCAGCUGCAGUGCAUGCAUAUAAGAAAAAUAAGAAGAAAAAUGAGUCUGAAGGUGAUUACCAAAAAGUUAAACCUCCAAAAAGUCCAAAUGGUUUAGGUGGAUUAGGAACUUUAGGAGCAGUUUUAGCUACUAGUUUAGCAUCUAAUGCCUUUCAGAGAGAUACAAAAGCACACGGACAAGACUAUUCUUCAUCAGAUGCUAAAAGUGAUAUUAUUGGUUCUUUUUUGGGAGCUUUAGGUGGAGCAGCAGGGGGAUUACAAUCUAAUUACAAACCGCAAUCUCAAACUAAUCUUCUUGGUGAAGCUCUAAGUGGGGUCCUUGGAGGUGGUGGUCGUCAUCAACAACCUCACCAUCCACCUUCAAGUACUUAUUAUGGGUAUCCUCAAGCUCAAAAUUCACAAGGGGAUAAUGGUAAUCAUUUGAGUAGUGGUUUAGGUGGGGUGUUAUUGAAAUCAGCUCUGGAUGGUCUAUCGUCUCAUGUAAGUCAAAAAAUUGAAAAAAAAUUGACUAAAGAAUUAAGUAAGAGCUUGAACAAUACAUUAAAUUUAACACCAAGAAAAGCAUAAUUGAGCAUUUGCUUAUAAUUUCACAAGACUGAUUACAGCUUUGUUAACUACAAUAUUUAGCGCUGUUCACUCACUUGAUGCUAUUGUUUGUAACUGUUUGCUUUUAUGUAAAUUAUAUUUAUAAGACUUAUUUAUUUUAUAGAUUGUUGAUAAACUUUUAUUUAUUAAUUACUUUACUUUUUUCUUUUUUAUAAGAUUUUAGAUUGAAUAAAUAAAUGAUGUAUUAACUUUCUUUUA
Messenger RNA from Phymastichus coffea, 1723 nucleotides. RefSeq lists its product as uncharacterized. NCBI's taxonomy places the organism in Eukaryota, Metazoa, Arthropoda, Insecta, Hymenoptera, Eulophidae. The transcript has 5 exons. The record is from RefSeq and is a predicted model, not a curated record. Gene Ontology annotation, molecular function: galactoside binding; carbohydrate binding. Bases 230 to 1486 code for a protein of 418 amino acids.